Molecule: messenger RNA, 669 nt
Organism: Camellia sinensis
Lineage: Eukaryota; Viridiplantae; Streptophyta; Magnoliopsida; Ericales; Theaceae
Source: RefSeq, a predicted model, not a curated record
AUGACAGAAAACGAGCAAAGGGGAACAUCACAAAGAAGCAGAGGAAGAAGCUGUGGUUACAAUAACCGAAGUUCUGUUUUUCGAGGAAGAGACGGAAGAGGUCUAGCUAGAGGAGGAAGAAGUCAACCACUUUUUGCUCCAAGAGGAAGAGCAAGAGAAAGAGGAGGUGGUUACAACAACCGACCAGGAUUUGACAAAAGCAAUGUUCAGUACUACCAUUGCCACAAGUUCGGGCAUUACAACAAUGAAUGCCGGAGUAGAACAACAACAGAAGCCAGCGAGCAAAUUCGGGAGACAGUAAUCACAUGUGGUAAAAGAGAGUUGUUCAUCGAGCUUGACGAGAUUGGACAAGCACAGGUCUCAUUUGGUGAUUCUUCAAAGACUCCAAUGAAAGGAAGAGGCAAUAUGCUGAGCAAGCUCAAGAAUGGAGAUCAUAAUUACAUCUCCAAUGUUUAUUAUGUUCCUGCCAUGAAGAACAACAUUUUAAGUAUAGGACAACUCCUAGAGAAAGGAUACGACAUCAGCAUGAAAGAUUGCCAUCUUACCAUCAAAGACAGUCAUGGUAAUUUGAUCGCUCGGGUGAGAAUGUCCAAGAAUAGGAUGUUUGCAUUGAACAUCCAACAUGAUGCUGCAAAGUGUUUAAGUGCCAUCAUCAAAGACAAAGACUAA